Molecule: messenger RNA, 1414 nt
Organism: Drosophila obscura
Lineage: Eukaryota; Metazoa; Arthropoda; Insecta; Diptera; Drosophilidae
Product: superoxide dismutase [Cu-Zn], chloroplastic
Exons: 3
Coding region: 562-1374 (270 amino acids)
Biological process (GO): removal of superoxide radicals
Molecular function (GO): superoxide dismutase activity; copper ion binding
Source: RefSeq, a predicted model, not a curated record
UAUCUAUUUUGUAAGAUUUGGGUUAGGAUUUCACUUUCAAUAGCCUGUCGAUGAUCUAGUUUACGUUUUGUUGACGGGCUCUUAUCGAAGUGGGACCCAUCGCUCCUCCAGAGUCGCCAGAGGGUCAGUCAGGGGACGUAACCUGUUAGCCAUGAAUGUGAAACUUUCAAUGACAAUUGAUGUACGCAAGAGGCUUCUGCUGUCCACAUAGUACUUGAUCUUGCCCUCAAUUCCCCCUGGUAAAGAACUACGCCCCUGGGCAGGUAACCAAGCAUCAAACACACGCGACACUCAAUUGACAUUAGCGUCCAAUCUAGUCAUCAUCUAUGGGUACCAACGAUACGCGCACUAAUACUGCCACUGGCCAACCACCCACCCACCACCAUAGAUCCACUCUACAGCGCCGACAAUUAACGUGUUCAAUCAGCAUGAAAACCAUGUCGAAGUCAUCAUGGAUGAGCCGGCAACAGCGGCUUGGAUCAGUUCAAACGAAGCCCUAGCCCAGAGCGGUCGAGUGAGAGUCCCAGAAAUUCCGAAUACAAAUUUUCAAAUUAGAUCAAAAUGCUCAGCGUUAAACUGAUGCAUCUGAUGCUGAUAAUUGGCACAUACAGCGGCAUUUUUGUGCCUGGCAGUGCACAAAAUCUGUUGGACCGUCUCCGGUCUCCGGUGAAUGUGACGCGGUUCGAUGAUGGCAUCAAAGUCGUCUCCGGCACCAAAGUGAAGCGAUACGAACGUCUGACGGUGCCACUGGGCGGUCCUGUUGGCAUACCAGGAGGUGCUGCUGGUCUUUUGGGGCCACUGCUACCACCACAACCGGCUUACUUGGGAUACACCUAUUUGGUGCCGCAAUGGCAGGCGGGUGCGAAGCUUAUGGGCGAUGGCGAGGCAGCCGGCGUGGCUGGCAUGAUCACCUUCCAGCAGCUGCCCUACAACUCGGACAUCAAGGUGACCAUCAAUGUGACUGGGCUGCCGCCGGGCAAGCAUGCUCUGCAUAUCCACACUUUUGGUGAUAUGAGUGAUGGCUGCAAGUCCACGGGCGGACAGUUUCCCAAUAACUUUCUGGGCAAUGUGGACGCUAAAGACGAUGGCAGCAUAUCCGCGGUCUUCCAGAGCAUCUACAUCCAAUUGUUUGGUUUCAACGGCAUUGUGGGUAGGGCCAUUGUUAUACACAGCAAGGCGAUCGAUCUGAAUACGGCUCUCAAUGCGGAGGUCUUCUCCUCGGCGCUUCAGGCCAUGCCGAAUGCCUUGGCCUAUCAAAACGAGGAGAACUCUGUGGGUCCAUCCAUAGCUUGCGGCGUGAUUAGCCUGAUGAGCACCGCCGUGGCUCCUGCAUCCAGUUCAUCGGCUGCGGCAGUGGAAAAAAGGGAGACAUAAUGCAUUUUUAACAAAUAUUCUAAAGCUAUUUAAAUAAAUA